AGCGCGACCUCACAGUCUAAGCAUGCGGCGCGGUUCCUCAGACUGGCCAUGGCCAGCAUAAUGGACAUUCUGAAAAUCAAACCGUUCGUGGAGGUUUCCGUUGGGCAGCUGCUUUGGGGCUACGAAGACCCGCUACUGAAGCUGGCCAAAGAUGUGGUGCCCAAAGAGCAGAAGCUGCCCUACGAGGAGUUCGGCCUGAUGUACAAUAAAAACGGCACUUCCAAAGACUCGGUGACAAUGUUCACGGGCGCCAGUGAUAUUACGAAAUAUGGACUAAUUGACAAGUUCAAUGGGGCCUCCAUGCUGACGCACUACACUGAGGACCGAUGCAACGACAUCACGGCUUCGGAUGGCUCGAUUUUCCCGCCGCACCUAACCAAGAACAGCACGAUUUACAUCUUCGACAAGGACCUUUGCAGGAAACUGCCCCUGGUUUUCGACAAGGAAAUCAUGGGAUCCAACGACGUGCCCGGGUACAGAUUCACGCCGCCCAAAAACGUCUUCGGGAGCGUAAGCGAAAAUCCCGACAACAUGUGCUUCUGUCCUCAAGGCCCACCUUGUGCUCCUUCUGGCUUCUUCAACGUGUCCUUGUGUCAAUAUGAUUCGCCAAUUCUGCUCUCCUUCCCUCACUUCUACUUGGCCAACGACAGCUACCGGACAGCUGUGGAGGGAAUCAGUCCUCCCGAUCCGGAAAAACAUCGGUUUUUCAUCGAUGUCCAGCCAGGUCUGGAUAAUCUUCCGGAAGCAAUGACAGGUCUGAUGAAGCUGGCCACCUCAGUACCACCAAUAGCGCAUGCAGCUCUAUCCGGGAUUCUGUUCGCUGUCGGGGUUCUGCUGCUAAUCGUGGCCAUUUGGAGGCUGGUUCGAGGUGCCAACCGACUGAACUCUUUGCAACUGGCGCCCGGACACGUCGGCACUCCGGCCAACAAGGGCAAAGACGUGCAGCUGAGCAACGUGCCCAAAUACUGAGCCACUCACACUUCAUCCGUCCCUUCGCUAUUGCUCAAUGUGACAUCCGUAGUGGGUAAACAGGAAUUUUAAACGCAAGGAAAUUAAAUACAUUCUGUGAUAGAUUUUAUCGGUAAUAUGCGCGGUUUGUACUUAUCAUACACGCCCGUUCGAUGCGCAAUGAAAGGGUGGAGCGCCUCAGUUUCAACCGUUUUCAAUGCUGCGACCUACUUGAUUAGUUUGCAUGUAAACUAUCGAGAGCGAAAUGUUCAUCCCAAAGCCCUUUUAGACAACGAACCAGGAAUAUUGAUCAAACUGUAUGGAUAAGUUUUAGUACAAGAACCCUUGUAGGUGUAGGUUAAACUAUCAAGUAACUUGGUCAUCUCCUAGUUUUUAUCCCCAUCGGGUUCGAAGUUUGUGCUUUCUUUGCCGAUAACAACUUUUUUUAGUGAACAUGCUAGUUUUUUCCAUAAUUUGCCCCAGAAACACCACUAAGAAAAGCUGUUGGUAAAGCGAUCAUCCACAAAUCAGUACAUUUUGAAUUUUAAUCGCUAGGGGAUCAAAACUAGGAAAAUACCAGCAAAUUUUGUAAAUAAAGUUUUUUACUGUGUGAAUAGUGUCAUUUUUAAUAGGUUUUAAUGGACGUAACCUAGUUAUAUAACUUGAUGUUUGGACCAAUCGAAACUAACAUGUCUUACUAGGAAAAAUUAGGAUUUUUUCAGUCGUUUCCGCAUAAAUGUCUGGUUAUUUGUAUCAUAUUGAGUAGGAACUACAAAAUACAUUUUAUAAAUAUA
Dendroctonus ponderosae (mountain pine beetle) is the source of this 1742-nucleotide messenger RNA. It is a transcript of the gene emp, whose product is annotated as scavenger receptor class B member 1. Gene Ontology annotation, cellular component: cytoplasm; membrane. Gene Ontology annotation, molecular function: scavenger receptor activity. The record is from RefSeq and is a predicted model, not a curated record. Lineage: Eukaryota; Metazoa; Arthropoda; Insecta; Coleoptera; Curculionidae.